ACGUGGGGUCUAGCAGCGCCUCGCUCCGGGUUUCGCGAGAUCCGGACGCGCCUCUCUGUCGACAUGGCAGCCGUCAGCGGAGUGCUUCCUCAGGUCCCCGAGCCUCGGGCCGCCGUCUUCAGAACCUUCUCCAAACCCCGCCCGGCCCACGCGAGGCGGCAAGCAGCGGCCACCAAAAGAAAAUGCCAAGCGUCCAGCGAGGCUCCCCCAGCGAAACGGAGGAGCAAAGCCUCAUUUCUCCCGGCCAAGAAAACUGCCACGAAAGAAACUCGCAGGACCUUGAAGGGGAAGGCACAGAAAACGUUUUCUCCCAAGAAGUCUUCAGCCGGUGCGAGUGAUGGAAACCAGGAACGGAAGCUGGGCAUUAAGACUUCAUCGCUGUUUAAAAACAACCCUGAGAUUCCAGAACUCCCCAGACCUGUAGUAAAGCAGGUUCAAGAAGAGGUGUUCACUUCAGAUGCUUUUCAAGCCCUGGAUCUCCACCCACAUCUUAUUUCCACAAUAAAUACAGUCUUAAAUAUGUCUAGUAUGACCAGCGUUCAGAAGCAGAGCAUCCCCGUGUUGCUGGAAGGCAGAGAUGCCCUCGUGCGAUCCCAGACGGGCUCAGGUAAAACUCUUGCCUAUUGCAUCCCUGUGGUCCAGUCUCUUCAAGCAAUGCAAUCCAAAAUACAGCGUGGUGAUGGACCCUACGCUCUGAUACUAGUGCCAACAAGAGAGCUGGCUCUGCAAAGCUUUGAUACUGUCCAGAAACUGCUUAAGCCAUUUACCUGGAUUGUGCCUGGAGUGUUAAUGGGAGGAGAGAAGAGAAAAUCAGAAAAGGCCAGGCUCCGAAAAGGAAUAAAUAUCCUUAUCUCCACUCCUGGGCGCCUUGUGGAUCAUAUAAAAUCCACCAAGAGCAUCCAUUUCCGUCAGAUCCGUUGGCUGAUUCUGGAUGAAGCAGACAGAAUCUUGGAUUUGGGUUUUGAAAAGGACCUCACGGUGAUCCUCAACGCUGUGAAUGCCGAGUGCCAGGAACGACAGAACGUCUUGCUGUCGGCGACGCUCACGGAAGGUGUAGCUCGGCUAGCUGACAUCAGUUUACACGACCCUGUCAGCAUCUCUGUCCUGGAUGAAAGCCACGACCUGUCGAGCCCAGAGAGUGAAGCCUUUCUCGAAGCUUCUCCUCCACAGGCAACUGAUGAGCUGGACGGCUUCGCCAUCCCAGCCGGUCUCGAGCAGCAUGUGGUGGUGGUCCCCAGCAAGCUGAGACUCGUCUGUCUGGCGGCCUUCAUCCUGCAAAAGUGCAAGUUUGAGAGAGACCAGAAGGUGAUCGUUUUCUUCUCAAGUUGCGAGCUGGUGGAGUUCCACUACACCCUCUUCCUCGAGACCCUGCUGAGCGGCUCGGGGGCCCUGGCCCCGGAGCGUUUGCCGUCCACCUCCACACCGUUAAAGUUCCUGCGGCUGCACAGCGCCCUGGACCAAGAGGAAAGAACAGCAGUGUUUCAAGAUUUCAUGCAUUCCAGAACAGGCAUUCUUUUUUGCACGGAUAUUGCGGCUCGUGGCUUGGAUCUCCCUCAAGUCACAUGGAUUGUCCAGUACAACGCUCCAUCUUCACCUGCCGAAUACAUCCACCGAAUUGGGAGAACGGCCCGGAUUGGCUGCCAUGGGAGCAGCCUGCUUGUCUUGGCUCCUUCGGAGGCAGAAUAUGUCAACUCGUUGGCUUCUCACAAAAUCAACGUUUCUGAGAUGAAGAUGGAAGACAUUUUGUCUGUUCUGACAAAGGAUGAUUGUUUUAAAGGAAGACGAGGGGGAGGCCAGAAAUCCCGCACCGCUGGCCCCCAGGAAAUCCGAGAACGAGCCACGGUCUUGCAGACGGUGUUUGAAGAUUAUGUGCACUCCAGCGAGGAGACAGUCUCCAGGGCCAAGAAAGCCCUGCAGUCCUUCAUCCGGGCCUACGCCACCUACCCCCGGGAGCUGAAGCAUAUCUUCCACAUCCGACUGCUCCACCUCGGGCACAUGGCUAAGAGCUUUGGGCUAAGAGAUGCCCCUAAAAAUCUUUGUGCCUCAGCCGUGAAGAAGAAGAAAGCAAACCUGAAAAGGCCUGACCUUCAGAGGAAGAAGACCCAGAGUAAGCAUCGCCUUGCUGAAAUCUUGCGUUCCGAAUACGCCAGCGGGAUGGAGACCGGCAGCGCCAAGGUCAGGAAGCAGAACACGCGCUCGGGCCCGGCCAGCCAGCCCCGCGGCACCGCCCGAAACCCGGGCCCAGCCUCUGCCGAGGGAACAGAUUAAAACCACCCCCCCACCGCCCCCAGGCCUCCCGGAGGGACAGGGAGAUGUCCCAGAAAGUAUGUUAACCUCUGCCUGCAUAUGACGGGGCCUCAGGGUGGACCCUGGAGCCCCGUGAGACCUGAGGCUGCCACCGCCACCCCCUGCAGCCCCCCGUCCCUGCGGGGGCGGGGGUCAGCAAGGGGUGGAUUAUCUGAUUAACCUGCCUUGUGUAAGACCCCUCUCAGAUGUAUUCCAUCACUGCCCGUAGAUCACAUGAGCACUUAAUCACUUAAUGUAAAUCCUGACGUCCUGCGGCACCCACCAGGAGGGGAUCCUGCCUGGUGAUGCCGUUCUGAAGAAGUUUCACCUUUCACUUUAAGCUACCCUCUACACGUAUGUUAGCCUGAAUUUUGUAAAACCGGAUUUUAAAAACUGGAAUUGGUAAAGAGAAAAGACUAUCAGAUCGUUUUCUUGAUGUAUACAAAUGCUUUAUUAAAAAGGACCAAAUGAG
This is a messenger RNA of Dama dama (fallow deer), 2758 nucleotides long. RefSeq names its product DEAD-box helicase 31 (gene DDX31). Gene Ontology annotation, cellular component: nucleus. Gene Ontology annotation, biological process: ribosome biogenesis. The record is from RefSeq and is a predicted model, not a curated record. The transcript has 20 exons. NCBI's taxonomy places the organism in Eukaryota, Metazoa, Chordata, Mammalia, Artiodactyla, Cervidae. Bases 64 to 2268 code for a protein of 734 amino acids. Gene Ontology annotation, molecular function: nucleic acid binding; ATP binding.